AUGGCGGCUGGAUCAUUCCGCGCAUGCUGGAUAGAUAAGGAAGGGGCCAGCCUACAAAUGGAACUGAAACAGGUUCCGUUCGAGGAGCUGUCAACAGGCGAGGAGUACAUCCGUGUCAAAGUCGAGUUUUCCGGCGUCAACUACAAAGAUGGCAUGGCAAUCUGUGGCAUUUAUGGCGUUGUCGAAAAGCUGCCCCUCAUUACAGGCAUUGAUUUUGUGGGAGUUGUUGAUGAGACAAAGGCUGGGUUUCAGAAGGGAGACCGCGUGAUUAUGACCGGGUAUGAAAUGGGUCAAAAGUUCCACGGUGGUCAUGCCGAAUACGCUUCAGUCAAAGCUGCAUGGUUGGUUCCGCUGCCAGAGACCCUGGCCCCGAUUGAUGCAAUGACCAUUGGAACUGCCGGCUUCACGGCGGCCUUGUGCAUAAAGGCUUUAGAAGACAGCGGGUUCGACAAGACGAAGCCCAUUCUCGUCACUGGCGCUGAUGGCGGCGUGGGCAGCGUGGCAGUGUACCUGCUGGCUCAGAAAGGCUGUAAAGUGGCGGCUUGCACUCGCUGGAAGGAUACCGAAGCACGGCUUCGGAAACUAGGUGCAACGGAGAUCGUUCCAGCUCUCAGUACUGACAGCAAAGCUCUUGAUGAGCAGAAGUGGGGCGGGGCGAUUGAUGUGGUUGGCGGCCCCACAAUCCCAACCAUUUGUUCGCAGAUGGCCUAUGGCUGCACCCUUGCGACUUGUGGAGUCGCUGGCGGGCCUGCGAUCAAGACCACUGUUUACCCAUUCAUCAUCCGUGGUGUGAAGCUCUACGGCGUGGACUCGGUUUUCGCCUCCACCGAGGAUCGCAAGCUCGUGUGGUCCGACCUGGCAAAGGUUCCACCAGAGGUGUGGCGGGAGAUGCGCAAAGAGGUGGCGAUGGACGACCUUCAAGAGGUGGCCACGCAGAUCCUGGCUGGGAAGAUUCGUGGGCGCGUAGUGGUGAACAUGGGCCUGAAGGGUCCCCAGCUGCCGAAGGCGCAGGCCGAAGAGGAAGAUUUGGAGGCCUUGAGGCAGCAAUGCCUGGCCUUGCGCAAAUCCCUCACUACCAGCUCGAAGGUUGUCACGGCGGAUCAGGCCAUGAGCACGAUCAUGGAUGGCGACUGCCUGACCCUUUCCGGGUUUGUUGCCACCAUGCCGUGUGACGCCCUCAGCGCUGCCCUGCGCAAGCGCUUCGACAAAACGAAGCACCCGCGUGACUUGGAGAUGGUGUUCUCCAUCAUUGUGGGUGACCGCGAGGGGAAGGGCACAGACCUGCUCACACCCUUGGUCCGCAAGGCAACCUUCGGAUGGACGGAUGUGUGUCCAGCCUUCACCAACGCAGUGCUGUCCGGCAAAAUCCAAGGCUACAAUCUGCCCAUGGGUCAGGUCUCACACAUGAUCCGCUCUUCCGCCAACCAGGUGCCCGGCCAUCUCAGCAAAGUUGGGCUCCACACCUUCGCAGACCCCCGGAAUGGGGGCGGGAAGCGGAACAAGCAGACCACGGAGGAUCUGGUCAAGAUUGUGGAGAUGGGUUCCGAGGAAUAUAUCUUCUACCCCGCCCCCAAGAUCACUGUGGCUUUGCUCCGCGGCUCCGUUGCAGACGAGGCCGGCAACGUGUCUUUCGAACGAGAGCCCUUGUACCUGGACUCACUCAACCAAGCCAUGGCUGCAAAGAACAACGGCGGCCUCGUGGUCGUCCAGGUCCAGCAGGUCGUUCCGCACGGCUCCUUGGAUGCCCGGCGCGUGCACAUCCCAGGCAUGCUGGUGGACAUGGUGGUCGUCGCAGGUGGUGAGCAUGCCGCAGUCACCUAUGCACCUGCAGAUCAGACCUAUGAUGCAACCUUGUCUGGAGAACUGAAGCCGAGGAGGGCCGCCAUCGAGGAGCUUCCCUGGGAGGGUCCCCGCAAUGCCUGCCAAAAGCGGGUGAUGGCGCACCGCGCAAUGUUCGAAGUGAAGUGCGAGAAGGCCGUGCUCAACUUCGGCGUGGGCUCUCCGGAGUUUGUCGCCGGAAUGAUCGAAACGCAUGGCCACCAGAAUCCCAACCUCAAGGGCUAUAUGCCCACGGUGGAGUCUGGAGUUUGGGGCGGUCAGGCCCAGGGUGGAUUCCGCUUUGGCACCAGCGUCGGCUUCGAAGCGAUCAUGCCCACCUCCUCCAUGAUGGACUUCUAUGUUGGCGGUGGUAUUGAUGUUGCCUUCCUGGGCGUCGGGGAGGUGGAUGCACUGGGCAACGUUAACGUGUCCAACUUCGCCGGCCGUGUCCCAGGUGUCGGUGGCUUUGCUGACAUCGCUUCCAAUGCAAAGACACUUGUUUUCACCACGACGCUCACCUGUGGGAACUUGGUUACGAAAGUGGAGGGUGGCAAGCUCAUCAUUGUACAGGAGGGCUCCAUCAUGAAGUUCAAGCAGACCAUCGAUGAGAUCACUUUUCCAUCUGCGUCGCAGGGCUCCCGACGAGUCAUGUUCGUGACGGAGCGCUGCGUGAUGGAGUUGAGGCAACAGCGCCUUGUGCUGACAGAGCUCGCUUCCGGCAUAAGUCUGGAUGACGUGCUGAACAACAUGGGCUUCCGGCCUGAGAUUGCAGAGUGCCUGGGCACUUAUGACCCACGCAUCUUUGAGCGAUAG
This is a messenger RNA of Symbiodinium natans, 2631 nucleotides long. NCBI's taxonomy places the organism in Eukaryota, Dinophyceae, Suessiales, Symbiodiniaceae. The record is from the annotation of a GenBank genome assembly.